AUGGGUUAUAAUCAGCUUUCAGGUGUUAUACCCUCAAAUUUGGAUACUCUACAAGAUGUAGGGAUGUUGCAAUUAAAUGAUAAUAAUCUAGGAGGGACCAUCCCAUCAUCUUUGGGAAAUCUAACCAAGUUGAUUUCUCUAUAUCUUGCCGGAAACCACUUUCACGGGCAAAUUCCUUCACAUCUAUCAAAUUGCCAGUCUCUUAAUCUACUUGACCUGUCUGACAACAAUUUGAGUGGUACCAUACCCCCACAGCUUAUAGGUCUCUCAUCAUUAGCGAUUAUUCUGAAUUUGUCUUGGAACCAUUUGACGGGGGAUCUACCCAUAGAAGUUGGCAACUUGAGAGCCUUGACUGCUUUGGACAUUUCAAACAAUUUGUUGGAAGGUGAAAUCCCAAUCGAUUUAGGUGAUUGCACUGCAUUGACAUCAAUGAGGAUGGGGGGCAACCUCUUCCACGGCUCCAUUCCUCAAUCAAUCGUAUCAUUAAGAGGCAUUGAAGAAUUAGAUCUUUCACACAAUAAUUUGUCCGGUCAAAUUCCAGCAUUUUUAGCAGAAUUUCGCUUCUUGAAACUUCUGAAUUUAUCGUACAAUAAUUUUGAAGGCAUGUUGCCACGUGAAGGAGUCUUUAAAAAUGUUACCGGUGCUUCUAUUAUUGGGAACAAUAAGCUCUGUGGUGGAUUGCCAGAAUUUCACCUCCCCAACUGCAUCUCCAAAAGCUCUAAGAGUAGAGAGAGAAAUAUAGUGAUAUUGUCUGCUUCUAUUAUUUUCGGAGUUUUUGGAAUAGCUUUUAUAUAUCUUUGUUGGUCGAAGAAGAAAGUAAAUGAACCAAUAUCAAAUUCGAGAAAUGAUUCACAUCCGAACAUGUCAUAUGGAGCACUCCUAAAAGCAACUGAUGGUUUUUCUUCAACAAAUUUGAUUGGUGUUGGAAGCUUCGGUUCUGUUUAUCGGGGGAUACUUGAAGACAAUGGAAUUGUUGUUGCCGUGAAGGUGCUUCAUUUAGUCCAUCAUGGUGCUCUGAAGAGCUUUUUUGUUGAGUGCGAGGCAUUUAAGAACAUUAGACAUCGAAAUCUUUUGAAGAUAUUAGCAAUUUGCUCAUGUAGUGAUUAUCAAGGAAACGAUUUUAAGGCGUUGGUCUAUCAAUUCAUGGAAAACGGAAGCUUGGAGCGGUGGCUACACCCAAAUGCAGCAUCAUCUCUUGGGAACAAUCUCCCGAGAAAUUUGAAUUUCAUUCAAAGGAUAAAUAUCGCUAUUGAUGUUGCUUUCGCAUUGGAUUAUCUUCAUCACCAAUGCCACAUCCCCAUCGUUCAUUGUGAUCUAAAGCCAAGCAAUAUCCUCUUAGAUGCUGAGAUGGUUGCACAUGUUGGCGACUUUGGAUUGAUGAAAUUCCUUCUCGGAUCAUCCAUUGAUACCGUAGCUAAUCAGAUGAGCUCGAUGGGUCUUAGAGGGACAAUUGGUUAUGCUCCACCUGAAUAUGCAAUGGGAUGCAUGGUUUCAAGAGAAGGGGAUGUCUAUAGUUAUGGCAUUCUUUUACUAGAGAUGUUCACAGGGGCCAGUCCCACUGAUGACAUAUUCAGAGACAAUUUGACUCUUCAUAAUUUUGUUGCAAAAGCUUUGCCUGGACAAGUGCUUGAAAUUACAGACAGUGUUUUGCUUCAAGAAAGAGAGAGCCAUUUAGGUCUCUAUAGUCCCCAGCAUUGGCUUUUUGAAAGCGAUGACAUAUAUCGAGAUUGUUUGGUUAUGCUGUACAAUAUUGGAAUUGCUUGUUCAUACAGUGUGCCUGAAAGACGGAUGAGGAUUAGCGGAAUUGCAAAUCAGCUGCAACAGAUUAGGGAAAAACUCUUUGCGUUGGGUUUAUAUGGAGAAGAUGAACUACCGACAGCUUAUGUUUAGCUGUUAUCCUAGAGUUUUAUAAGCAAACGGAAUCAGACAGGGGGACUUCAAGAUUUUGUGGGCACUGGUUAACUUCAAGUCAAACAUCUGGAAAGCCAUCUAGAUGGAUCCAUCAUCCAUUCUUUAAUACACGCCCUUGCCCAAAGAACUUGUUUUAUGUAUGCCAACAUCUUUGCUAAUCAAGCUUAUAGCAUUUGAAAAUGCGCAAGUAUGCUUGAAGACAAAAACUGAGCUAUAUAGGAGUAUCACAAACGCUUUUUGUUAUAAUAUCAAUAAUGUGAUCCCAUUCAAUUUA
Eucalyptus grandis is the source of this 2185-nucleotide messenger RNA. Its product is annotated as probable LRR receptor-like serine/threonine-protein kinase At3g47570. Lineage: Eukaryota; Viridiplantae; Streptophyta; Magnoliopsida; Myrtales; Myrtaceae. Gene Ontology annotation, biological process: protein phosphorylation. Bases 1 to 1890 code for a protein of 629 amino acids. The transcript has 3 exons. Gene Ontology annotation, molecular function: protein binding; protein kinase activity; ATP binding. The record is from RefSeq and is a predicted model, not a curated record.